Messenger RNA from Anopheles arabiensis, 4082 nucleotides. RefSeq lists its product as uncharacterized. The transcript has 13 exons. The record is from RefSeq and is a predicted model, not a curated record. Gene Ontology annotation, biological process: proteolysis. Bases 593 to 3787 code for a protein of 1064 amino acids. Gene Ontology annotation, molecular function: serine-type endopeptidase activity. NCBI's taxonomy places the organism in Eukaryota, Metazoa, Arthropoda, Insecta, Diptera, Culicidae.
CAUAACACCGCGGCCCGCUCGGUUCGGUUCUCGAUCAUCGCGAUCGCCGUCGACACAGACUCGUAGUACCUCGAACGCCCCGGCAGGCAGGCAGAGUGUGUGUUGAGUCCCGGUUUUUUUUCACUUCCCCGUUCAUUCCCCCAUAACAAAAACUCACCCUUUGCCCCUUAACCGGUUUGCUCCGUGUCGGUGUGCGUGUAUUCCUAUGUUUUCAUCCCUCUCCCUGUCCGCCGGGUUAGUGCUUUCGUGCCCAAGCUUCCAAGCGUUGGAGUGCUAGAGAAAGAGAGGAAGCAAAAAAAAAACGUGUCGCUUUCGUCGCAACCUAACUCCGCAAAGUGUCCACCCGGGUGCCGGGGUUGUGUGCGUGUGUGUUUGUGUGUGUGUCCUGAAAGUCGGAAGAACGUGGUGUGGCCGCAAUUUGCGCGCGCGCCAGCCGAGGUGUGGUCCAGUUCCAGAUCUUCCUGCUUGUCCUGCUUCUUGCUGUGUGUGUGUGCGAGCGCCCAGAUGAACCUCCCUCCUGGAGUGCAGACGGUUCCUUGAGAAGAAGAAUGAAAAUACGACGCAAUCGUCGGCCGCCCGCAAACAGAAGAAGAUGCUCUCAGGGCAUUUCCCAACCUGCACCGUAGGAUUGCUGAUUUGGUUCGGAUGCUUUUCCACGCUUGUACACGCAAACAUCAUUCAUAAUGUGCUGGGUCUGCCGGACACCUGCGUCUACCAGAACCAGGUCCGCACCUGUCGGCUUUCCUUCUCCUGCUGGCUGGAGGGUGGACGGCACGUGUCCGGCUGUGGCGAAAACCGAUGGCUCAUGUCCUGCUGUGUGUACGACAAUGAGCAAUCGAGUGCCGUCCUUGCGCCGAAGGUAGCGUACGCCGGACCGAUGGUACCGAUGGUGCCAGUGCUGCAGCCCAUCGUACCGGUGAACCGACCCAACAUGCUUGUUCCACCCCAAAGCUUUACCAAGAAGAAAAGCUUCUUCCACCGUCGCUCCGACCAGCUGAUGCAGAACGAAUGUGGCAUUCCGCAAACGUCACAGAACACGCUGCAGAAGCGCAUCAUCGGCGGACGGACGGCCAACUUUGCCGAGUACCCGUGGCAGGCGCACAUCCGCAUAGCGGAGUACCAGUGCGGUGGAGUGCUGGUGUCGCGCCGGUUCGUCGCCACUGCGGCCCACUGCAUCCAGCAGGCCCGGCUGAAGGACAUCCUCAUCUAUCUGGGCGAGCUCGAUACGCAAAACUCGGGCAAAAUUGUUGAACCCCUGCCGGCGGAGAAGCAUCGGGUGGAAAUGAAAAUCGUCCAUCCGAAGUUUAUCUUCCGCAUGACGCAACCGGACCGGUACGAUUUGGCCCUGCUGAAGCUUACCCGGCCGGCCGGCUACAAGUCACACAUACUGCCCAUCUGUCUGCCGAUGCGACCACUGGAGCUGGUCGGCCGCAAGGGCAUCAUUGCCGGGUGGGGCAAAACCAACGCCAACAUGGGCCAGACGGGAACCAACAUCCUUCGAACGGCGGCCGUUCCUAUCAUUAGUACAAAAGAAUGCUUGCGAUGGCACAGCAGCAAAAACAUCAACGUGGAGCUGUUCAACGAGAUGUUCUGCGCCGGCCAUUCCGAUGGACAUCAGGAUGCUUGCUUGGGUGACUCGGGUGGGCCGCUCAUUAUCAACGAUCGCGGGCGGUACACGCUGAUCGGCAUUACCAGCGCUGGGUUCGGCUGUGGCGUUGACCAUCAGCCCGGCAUCUACCACAAUGUGCAGAAAACAAUCAAAUGGAUACAGAGCGUUAUCUAUGCGAUCGCUGCCGUUGCCGUGCUCGCGGUAGCAGCACAGAACCCGCCCGCCGAUGGAGGGACAGCCAGCGCCAACGCGCACUUCAACGAGGUGCUGGAUCGGGAAAAUUUGCGCACCCUCAUCAGCCGCCAGCUGCCGAAGCAGGGCCGAUUCUUCGAAGAGUUCGACGGAAGAUCCUGUAACGGCUUGUGGGCAACAAUAACGCGAAGCAAGCCAAUAAUGCACCUGCUAGAUAACGUGUGUCAGAGGAUGUCGAUACUGCGGCGAACCGGUGAACACCGGUUACGGUCCACGCUCGCAUGCCACAUGCUGUUGGUGGUGCUCAUCUUGCUGAUGGAAACGGUCGGUGGUCAAAGUGGUCCAUCGCCACAGCAAGAGCAGGAUAUAUUGAUACUGGAUGCGCUCGGGAAGCGACAAACGUUCAACAAUGAGGAUUACGGUCAAAACUCGAUCAUUGAGCUGCUGGGUAGAAUGAUUCCCCAAACAUGCCGACACAAGGGGCGCAAGUUCGAGUGCGGCCUGUCCCUGUCCUGCGUGCUCGGGGGCGGCAAACCGCUCGAUCUCUGCUCAGGUGGUAUGAUAUGGUCCUGCUGCAUCGAUCGCGACUUUGCACCGGAAAGUGAUCCCGAGCAUGGUGCCGUCCACAAUGCGAGUGACAUUAUAAACCUGUUCGGUUUCUAUCCACCCGCCUCGCCGUCAUCUUCCUCCUCCUCCUCGUCGUCGUCGUCCUCAUCAUCCUCAUCGUCAGUGUCGGGAUCGCCCUCGUCCCAUCAGAACCGUCCACAGACCACCCAGACGACGUCACUGUUUUCCGUGGGCGGCAGCGGUGGCGGCGGUAGCUUCAAUGCUCCCCCACUCUACCACGGCCACCAUCAGGUGAAUCCGCACCAGCAUCUGCCAUCGCCGCACCAGCACCACGCCACCGGUGCACCGCCUCCCGAGUGGGGCUUCGAUGGCAAUCAUCUCGGAAGCGGUUCGUCCCCGUUCUCGCCGGCAAAGCCACAACCACCACUGCACGGAGGACAUUCGGCAAGACCGCCAUCAUCACCACCAGCACCACCAUCGUCACAUUUUGGGCCGCUCGAUGAUAGCGAUCAUGACCGGCCGUAUAGUUUCGCUUCCCGGCCGACGGUACUGUACGGGGGGCCCAGCGGUUCCGGUGGACAGAUACGACCACCGUCGGCCGUGUUCGGCUACCCACCGCAGGAGGACGAUGGAUACGGCAUCGAGAACGGUUGUGGUGAGCUGUACACUCGCACGAACCGUAUCGUCGGUGGCCAUUCGAGUGGGUUCGGGACGCAUCCAUGGCAGGCGGCGCUCAUCAAAUCGGGCUUCCUGACGAAAAAGCUCAGCUGCGGUGGUGCACUGAUAUCGAACCGCUGGGUCGUUACAGCGGCUCACUGUGUCGCGACGACCCCAAACAGCAACCUAAAGGUUCGACUUGGCGAGUGGGACGUUCGGGAUCAGGAAGAGCGGUUAACACACGAAGAGUACUCGAUAGAACGGAAAGAAGUGCAUCCAAACUACUCUCCAAGUGACUUCCGUAACGAUAUUGCAUUGGUUAAACUCGAUCGGAAGGUUGUGUUUCGACAACAUAUACUGCCCGUCUGUCUACCUCCCAAGAGCGUUAAGCUGGUAGGCAAAAUGGCAACCGUUGCUGGUUGGGGCCGAACACGGCACGGUCAAAGCACGGUUCCCUCUGUGCUGCAGGAAGUGGACGUUGAGGUCAUACCGAACGAACGAUGCCAGCGAUGGUUCCGGGCGGCCGGGCGGCGCGAAACCAUACACGACGUUUUCCUGUGCGCCGGCUACAAAGAGGGAGGCCGAGACAGCUGCCAGGGUGACUCGGGGGGACCGCUAACGCUUUCGAUCGAGGGACGCAAAACGCUGAUCGGGCUAGUGUCCUGGGGGAUCGGGUGCGGUCGGGAACAUUUGCCCGGAGUGUACACCAACAUCCAGAAGUUCGUACCCUGGAUCGAGAAGGUGAUGGGCAAAGAGUACUAGAGGUCUAGAUUGGAACGCCCGUUUUGACUUCACCAUGGCAACUCGAUGGUAAUGUGGAUAAGGACACGCCCUAGCAUUCUGGGGAUCGGCAUGUAACGGUGCGAAGUUAGUGCUGUAAGCUGAUAUUAAUCGUAAGGAUGUAUGUAGGUCGGUAAGCAGUGGCGCAAUGCGAGUAGUAAUUUAUUGAUAAAUUAUUUCAACAUGAUUUUGUACAUGAUGCCACGCAUUGGGAGGUUAUGUCAAAGUUUUUCUCUUUCUAACAAAACGUUAUCGUAAGUCUCAAAAUAAAACCAAA